AUGGUGAAGGUGGUGUCUCCUCAGUCAAAAUCAGUUUCCCAUGAAUUCUUCGUGUUAACAGGAGCCCAUUAUUUUUGUUAUAUAAUCUCCUUUUGCUUUUCCAAUUUCCAACAUUGGAGUUCAACAAGACCUCUUUCCUUUUCAUUCUCGAUCAUGGCUACUGCUCCACACGUUUCAUCCUUAACGGCUUCACCUCCACCGGCCGUCACUAAACAAUAUCUCGCCGGCAAACAUGUGAACACUAUCCAUCAAGAUGCUAGUAUGAUAGCACCAAGUAAAAGGGUGCCACAACCACAAGAAGAGGCAUUUGGGAAUCAAGAGGCUAAUUCUCUAUUGUCAAUAAAGGCAAAAAUCGAACAAAUUCGUAACAUGGCAGAAAAAAACCACAAGCAAAUCCGAAUAAUCGAGAAGAAAGUGGAGUCAAUCCAAUUGCAUGGGUGUUCAUACAAGACUUUUCUUAGUUGCCAACCACCAGAGUUCUCAGGGAGCACAAAGCCAACCACGAUCUUGAACUGGAUUACUGAGAUGGAGAUGGCGUUUGAUUGUUGCGAGUGUGAAGAGGAAAGAAAGGUGAAGUUUGCAGUUCGUAUGCUCAAAGGGAAGGCGUGGACAUGGUGGAACUUGACCCGAGUGUUGUUGGGUGAUGAAAUUGUGUCCCAUCUCACGUGGAACGACUUUGUUGGGAGGAUAAAGAAACAAUAUUGCUCGUAUGUGGGACAUUUGGCUCCAACCGAUAAAGAUUGUGUGGACCUCUUUGUGGCCGGGUUGCCACUUGAGUACUUGAUGGCAUCAAGAACAGCAACAACUUUGGAUAUGGCCAUUUGUGCAGCUAAGAGUGUAGAGGAAAAUGAGAAUAGGGAGGGGAAAGAUGUUGGAGAAAAGAGGAAGUGGGGAGGGUCGACAUCAUCGGGGUCCUUAAAGAAGCCAAAGGGGGAGGCUAGAUUUUGCUAUCAUUGUGGGAAAGCGGGACAUGUGGCUCGAGAGUGCCCGGAGAAUGUGGUGAUUUGCUUCGAGUGUGGAGAGAAAGGACACAUCACCACGUUUUGUCCGAAGAGAGAAAGGGAUUGAGGGUCUAGUUUGGCACCUAAGAAUAAGAACAAGGAGAUGCUCAUAGCUAUUAGAAUAACUAACUAGAACUCUUUGUGUUGUCUAGAGUAUGUUUUUAGUAUCUAUUAUUCAUGUUCUAGGAACUAACUAGGGGUUGCAACCUCACAUGAUGUCAUGUAGAGGGAACUAAAACCUGUAAAAUAUUAAAUGGAAAUAUUAG
Messenger RNA from Lactuca saligna, 1267 nucleotides. NCBI's taxonomy places the organism in Eukaryota, Viridiplantae, Streptophyta, Magnoliopsida, Asterales, Asteraceae. The record is from the annotation of a GenBank genome assembly.